Messenger RNA from Poeciliopsis prolifica (blackstripe livebearer), 4253 nucleotides. RefSeq names its product zinc finger, FYVE domain containing 19 (gene zfyve19). Gene Ontology annotation, molecular function: phosphatidylinositol-3-phosphate binding; metal ion binding. Bases 124 to 1395 code for a protein of 423 amino acids. The record is from RefSeq and is a predicted model, not a curated record. The transcript has 11 exons. NCBI's taxonomy places the organism in Eukaryota, Metazoa, Chordata, Actinopteri, Cyprinodontiformes, Poeciliidae. Gene Ontology annotation, cellular component: midbody; centrosome; cleavage furrow. Gene Ontology annotation, biological process: abscission; mitotic cytokinesis checkpoint signaling.
UUUGAUAAUGACAACGUUAACCACCCCAAAACAUAGAGCUAAUUUUCCAUAUUUCUGCCCACUGCAGGGGAAUUUCUGUACGUCCUCAAUCGCUUGCGAAGGCAUUACUCAAGAGGAGACGCAAUGGACAGUCGCUGUUACGGCUGUGCAUCAAAGUUUAGUCUCUUCAAGAAGGAGCUGGGCUGUAAGAACUGCGGACGCUCCUUCUGCUCCAGCUGUUUGAGUCUCAGUGCUGUGGUGCCUCGCUGUGGCAACACCCAGCAGAAAGUCUGCAAGCAGUGUCAUGGUAAUCUCACAAGAGGGGAAUCUUCAGACAAUGCUGGAAGAUGGUCCCCUCCAGAAAACUACAAAAAACGGGUUGCUGCACUUGAGGCCAAACAAAAACAGCAGUCCACACAGCCUGGUGUGCAUGGAGGGAGCAGAAAUGGCAAAUCGGUCCAUUUACCAACCAAAGGGCUUAGUAAAGAAGACUAUGCUAUUGCUGAGAGGCUUCAAAAGCUAAAAGAAGACACCAAACCAAAGUCUAUCCCUUCUGAAAAGGAGAUUGAGUCACGUCUUGCUGCUCUGAAAACUCCCAGCCAGCCAGUGCCUUCUUCAGACGAUAUGGAGGAUCGCCUGGCAGCUCUGAGGGGUCAGCCACCUCCAUCUCAAGCUCCUCGACCAGUACACCAGUCUCCUGACAUCAGGACUCAAACUGAAAAAGCGAAUGAUUUGAUUACUCAGAUGGCAGAAGAAGUCGCCAUUGAUGAUCAACAGUCAAGUCCAGAAGAUAAUAUGAACGAUCUCAACAAAGGUGAAAGUGCUGCUUCAGACGAGAACCUGGAGGACGACCAGGGAGCAGUGAGACAGCAGGAGGCAGAGAAAGACCGCCUGCUUGAAGAAGCCAUGAAGGAACUGAAGAGGGAGAAAUAUUCCCAGGAUGAGAUCCUUCACAUGGCCAAGAGGCUGGCACAGUUAAAAGGCCAGGAUCCAGAUAAAGUCACAGCAGAGGAUUUCAGACAACCUGACAGUGAAGAAGAGACUGAGGAAGAAGCUGUGAGGAGAGUCCUGAAACAGCUUUCAGAAGAAGCUGCACUCGAUGAAGCCAGUGGCUACAACAUACCUAUAGAGCACAGCGGACCCCGGAACAGAGAAAAAAAGAAAACCUCUAAAAAACCAACUCCUGCCCCGACAAGCCGAACUUCUCCUGCUGCUGCUGCACAUCAACCGUCAGACAGCGACGACGAAGAACUUCCCUGGUGCUGCAUCUGUAACCAAAACGCCACCCUGCGUUGCCACACCUGUGACGGAGACCUGUACUGCAGCCGCUGCUUUCGGGAAGGCCAUGAUAAAUAUGACAGGAAGGAGCAUCACACCAGUAGCUACACUGCUCCGAAGAAGAGGAGGAAGACAUGAUACUAAAGAUGUUCAUCUUAUUAAACUCUGACCUUUCAUAGCUGUAGGACUUGCUCUUUAGCCUCAGAUAGAGUAUUGCAGUAAUUUAAAACCGCUUUAUGAGAAUUGAAAACACUACUAUAAACCGGAGCUCAUCAUAACAAAUUAACUUGCAGUGCCUAGCUUAAGGAUUAGGAAACACCCUCUGGAGAGUUUACAGUUUUUCAUGGCACAACCACAAACUUAAUUGUAUUUUAUUGGGAUUUAUAGCGAUACACCACCACAAAGUGGCAUGUAUUUCAGUAACGUGGAAAAAAGGAUACAUGGUUUUCAACCUGUGAUACGACUAUUUGUGUUCGUCUUAAUGUUCCACUUGACGGUGAACCUCCAUCUCAUCCAAGAGUCGAACAGACUGCCUUCUACUUCACUUCCUACUCCACACCAUAUGGUAUGUUACUGCCACCACAACGUUAAGUGUGUUAAGAGUUUUAUUUUUCAGCACAGAUAAUGCUUAAAAUAUUAACCAAGCAGUUCCGUUUGGUCUCAUUUUAGAAGAGCACUUUUUUUUUCUGCAUAGCUACUUCUUUUUAUCACGUGGAUGCUCACAGUUGUCUUGAUAAUUGAUUUUCCCACUUGAGGUAUACAUUUUCUUUUUGAAGACUUUUGAUAUCAGCUGGUUGAACUGGAGUUUAAUUAGGGGUAUUGGUGUAAAACAGGCAUGUCAACAUUCAGUCCUCGAGGGCCGGUGUCCUGCAACUUUUAGAUGUGCCUCUGCUGCACCACACCUGAAUAGAAUAAUAGGUCAUUAGCAAGGCUUUGGCAAACAAGGAGGAGGUAAUUAAGCCAUUUCAUUCCAAUGUUUGUACCUGUGGCACAUCUAAAACCUGCAGGACACCGGCCCUCGAGGACUGCAGUUUGACACCCAUGGUGUAAAAGAAGCUGAAUCCAUAUGCUUUCCAGUCCAUUUGUGUAAAAUAAUCUGUAGAAUGUUUGUCAUUUAUAUUAAAUCCCAAUAAAAUACAUUCAGAUUUGGGGUUGUGGUGUGACAAAAUCCAAAAUAGUUGGAGGGGUUGAUUCAACUUGCAAGGCAAAGUGUAGAAAGAAGCUUAAAAGACAUUUAAAAAUUGUGCAAGACUUCUAGAAGCGGUUAGACUGAAACUAGAUAAGCAAGGCGUGUAAUAUCUGAAACUUAUCUUCUUAGAACUUGCUAAAAAAAAAGGUAUUAGUUGAAGAUUCUAAAAAAAACACAAUUUAGAAGUGACAAAGUGAAUAAGAAGCAUCAUGCAUUUGUUUGAAGCUCUUACUUUUUUAUGACAACUUCCUCCUAAAUAUACUUUGCACUCAUUACUGUGAGUAUUUUUAACUUUUUGCAGCACUUCCAUCAAGCAGACAGAUCAUGAGCUCACCCGAGACAAUGUGCACUCGCUCUCAGACUAUUGUCAGCUAAGUACUGAAAAGUCACAGACGAGUCCAUGUGAAAGAAUCACUGAGGCCUUUGUUCCCUUUGUGCUGUUGUUCUUGUCUAUGUUUGGCUGUGGUUCUGACAUUAGCGCUGACUCUCUUGUUAUUUGAUUCUAAAUGAAGAAAUUGUUUUGAUUAUUUUUAACAUCAAAGCUCUUUUUUUUAACAAAAUGUGUCAUUAUUUAAGAAAAUCGUUUGGCAGGUCCCCUUUGUGCUGUAUGUCUGGAAUCUUUGUCAGUGAAAGGAUGAAUGAGUCAAAGUCGUACAAAUAACUGUAAUGGAGCCCUCAACAAAAAGACCCUGCGUAUGACAGUGAGAGGACCAAAGUGCUGUUAACUUAUAGGAAACCUUCACACUCUCCUCUGUGUGCUCCCUCCAUUAAAGGUGGCCAUGUUUGCCUUUUCUGGCCAUGUCAUGCACCACCCCACCACCACCACACACAGGAAAUGGAUGGCUGUAAUGGGUGCAUGCUAAAUGGAACAUCCUGUGGGUGAUUUGAGUGUGUUUACUCCUAGACCUGACAUGUUGACGCCUCUAUUGUCUCCAUCACUCUGUUGAAAAAUUAAUAUCAAAAAACAGAACGCUGAGGUUCUCCUUUCAGCUGUGUCCAGACGAAGUGCUGCAGGGCAUAAUGAAAAGCGGCUGUGAUAGUAGAGUGGUUUUAUUAGUGCUGUAAAUUUUGUCCCAAGUAAUGCAACUGCUUUUCCAAUAACUAGGUGGGGUUUUUUUGUGGAAGGUUAAUUCAAAUUAAAAAGUGAACCUCAUAUCAUAUGAACCAUUAUGCACAGAAUGGUAUAUUUCAAGCAUUCACUUCUAUUCAUUUAGAUGAUUACUGCUAUUUUCCAGAUGACGACAGAGUGCUAUAUGUAAGCAUAUUGAUUAAAAGUUCAGUGGAAGGAAACUGUGUGGUUAAAAAAGGUGCCAAGGCAGAGUAAAAAGGUUGCUUGAGGUCCAGUGAACUACACACAGUCAGGACUUGAAAGUAGUACUGGGUUUGAUGACCAAGGCAUCAUUGUUCUCACCUGCAAACUCUUCUGACCCCAAACCACAUAGAAAAUCUUUAGGAUAUUGUGAAGAACAAGGUGAGAAACAUCAAACAUUAGAAAUAAGCUAAAAGCUGCUUUUGAUCAACCUGGGUCCUCUGGACAUCUUGGCAGAACCGCUGAAUGGUGAUUCCUUUUAAGGUAGUCUCUGAUGCAGAAACAAUUUUUUUUGUUGUCAUUGGCUUUAGGUCCUAAUCAUCAAAAUUAACAGAAACAAAACUUGAAAUAUGCCACUGUAAUGACUAUGUGAAACAUUUGUGUUCCCUUUUUUAAUUGAAUUGCACACCCAAAUAAACUUUUCAGUAGUACUCUAAUUUAUUCAAACUGAACCUGCAGAUGCAUAAUUAAUGUUGAAUAAAACAAACUGGUUCAUCA